UGGAGGGAGGAUGCGGGAUUUAACCUCAUUUAUCAUUUGUAUUUAUCUCAAGUAUUUGCGUUUUAUAUACAUUAUUUGUAAACGCAAUUGUCUAUAUGUGCAGCUUUGAUAAGCUUCAUCACAAGGUCAGCAAACAUGUAUGAAGCGAAUAGCAGUGAGACGAAGCCGCUGGUAGCUAAUGCCCAACAAGGCGAUGAGUCGCAGUCCGAAGAUGACAUCACAAGAUACCGACUAGAGGGUUCUUCGGUAAUAGAUGGGCUCAAGCGAGGACCGGGGGAGGAGAGCAGGAUCAGUCUGGCAGAUGCUAGAGCAGAAGCAAAUAUGGCCCAUCUCACAUCGAAUUUGGGAACGAUGGUACAUCUGUUCAAGGGGAACAUAGGAACUGGAUUAUUGGCUAUGCCAUUUGCAAUCCGGAGUGCGGGCCUUUUGGCUGGAACAAUAGGCCUCGCAUUAAUGGGAAUCGUCGCAAUUCACUGCAUGCAUAUCCUGGUGAAUGCCAGUCAACAUCUGUGCGAAAAGACACAGAACCUGUCGUUAGACUAUGGUGAAGUAGUGGAGUUGGCAUUCAGAGUAGGACCGAAGAAGCUGCAACGUUUGGCUAAUAUAGCACGGAGCGUGAUCAACUUGUUUCUCUGCAUAACACAAAUAGGAUUCUGCUGCGUCUACUUUGUCUUUAUCUCGCAGAGUAUCGAGCAGGUAGUCAGACCAAAUUGUGUGAUGAGCAGGAAAACCCAUCAGCACGUGGCGAAAUUGGAGGUCCACAGGGUCAAAGGGCAGUGGGAGAAGAGGUCAGAUAUCAGGGCCAUUUUCCUAGAGGACAAUGCGCUAAUGGACAGAGUCUGCCGCGGAAUACCAAACGAUGAAGUCGUCGUCUGCCGAGGACUUUGCUUGGAACUGACGGCGCGUGCUGGAACACGCAGCAUGACGUUCGUCGGCGCCAUGUACAUCAAUCGGUCGGCUUCUACGGCUACCUCAGUACGCGGCGACGACGUGCUUGGCAGGCAUCACGCUCCACCUUCCCCACAGCCGAGUGAGUGUCGCGCCCAACGAGGCCUAGCCAUCGUUCCGGCACGCGGCCGCGAGGGGCAGGUACCGGGCAGGCAGCGAGGUUGGGUACCGCGGGCGGGCAGCACGAAGGGCGUGGUACUGGGCGGGCAGCACAAGCGGGCAGUACCGGGCGCGGGCAUCACGAGGGGUGGGUACAGAAUCUACAUAGCGGUGAAGCUGAUGUUUGCUGCUGUCAUCUUCAUCACGUAUGCCCUGCAGUUUUAUGUUGCCAUGGAGAUCAUGUGGCCGCCACUGAGAAACAGGAUUGCUAACGAAGAUAGACAUUUGGUCUGGGAACUGAUCUUUCGUGUCAUUCUGGUAUCACUCACGUUUCUUCUGGCGGUGGCCAUCCCAGACCUGAGUCUGUUCAUCUCGCUGGUUGGUGCCGCAGCAAGCAGUUCUCUCGCUCUGAUUUUCCCUCCGAUUCUCGACGUGGUAGCGUUUUGGGAUGAGAUGAGCAGCCUUCGAUUCAUUAAGAACUUCCUGAUCCUGAUCUUUGGACUCGCUGGAACAAUAGGCCUCGCAUUAAUGGGAAUCGUCGCAAUUCACUGCAUGCAUAUCCUGGUGAAUGCCAGUCAACAUCUGUGCGAAAAGACACAGAACCUGUCGUUAGACUAUGGUGAAGUAGUGGAGUUGGCAUUCAGAGUAGGACCGAAGAAGCUGCAACGUUUGGCUAAUAUAGCACGGAGCGUGAUCAACUUGUUUCUCUGCAUAACACAAAUAGGAUUCUGCUGCGUCUACUUUGUCUUUAUCUCGCAGAGUAUCGAGCAGGUAGUCAGACCAAAUGGUGAUCCUGCUGAUCAUACAAAUGAUAGGGUCUACAUGGCCAUCCUGCUGCCGUUCAUCAUCAUCCUGACGUUUGUGCGAAAGUUGAAGCACCUUGUGCCCUUCUCCUUGUUUGCGAAUGUCGUGUUGGCGGCUGGACUUGUCAUGAUCAUGAUCGAUCUCUUCCAGGUGUGUUGCUAUAUCAUAUCUAGCCUCGCUAAGAGAAAGAGUAAGAGGGAAACAGAAUGA
This is a messenger RNA of Priapulus caudatus, 2061 nucleotides long. RefSeq lists its product as uncharacterized. Lineage: Eukaryota; Metazoa; Priapulida; Priapulimorpha; Priapulimorphida; Priapulidae. The transcript is spliced from 16 exons. Gene Ontology annotation, molecular function: amino acid transmembrane transporter activity. The record is from RefSeq and is a predicted model, not a curated record. Gene Ontology annotation, biological process: amino acid transmembrane transport. Gene Ontology annotation, cellular component: vacuolar membrane. The coding region runs from base 136 to 2061 and encodes 641 amino acids.